Molecule: messenger RNA, 1813 nt
Organism: Epinephelus lanceolatus (giant grouper)
Lineage: Eukaryota; Metazoa; Chordata; Actinopteri; Perciformes; Serranidae
Gene: fam131aa
Product: family with sequence similarity 131 member Aa
Source: RefSeq, a predicted model, not a curated record
GACACCGCCUUGCGUUGAUGACGCUUGCCAUCGGGAGACAUUUGGACAGCCUAUGUAACCCAUAUACCGAGCAACAAAUGGUGCGUCUGUGCUGGAGACCUGAUGCUGGAGUUAGGAAGAUGUUUCCGCCGACUGAGUGGCAUUAAUGAUCCACUGCAGAGCUGCUGCAGGGGCACACACCGCGCGCUAUCAUCUGUUGAUCGGAUUGGAGACAAUUAAGCGCAUUAUCAUGAGCCGCCGCGGUCCGACUUACAGGUGAAAUUUGAGGAGAGUGAAAUGAUUCCGAAGUCAGGAAAAUCUCCGGCAGACUCGAGGAAAAGUGUCGGCAUCCAAGAGUUUGCAGCACUGGCCAGAUCCUCCUUAAAUGGUAUCUCUCAGGCAGUGAGGGACCAUGUGACGAAGCCCACCUCCCUGGCUCAGGGCCGGGUCGCUCACCUCAUUGAGUGGAAAGGUUGGCCCAAACCUGCAGACCCACCUCCAACUGCACACUUCAGCUCCUACUGCCGUCUGACCGAGGGAGAGAAGGAGGCCCGGUUUGCUGCAGGUGUGGCUGAGCAAUUUGCCAUAGCUGAGGCUAAACUGCGAGCCUGGGCGUCCAUAGAUGACGAUGAGGAGGAAGACUCCAACGAUGAGGACUCCCACACCAACGAACAAACCAUCUCCAGCCAGAGCGCAGACGAAGUCACAUCCAAUCCUACCAGCGGAGUGCCGUGCCAGCCUGAAGUUGAAGCUGGCGAGGCUCCGCCCUCCAACAGCCCCCUUGGCUCCAGCAGCGGCAGCCUGUUCUGUGGCAGGCCUGCGUCUCACAAUGACCCACAUUCAUCCCAGACCAAUUCACCUACUUUACCCAGCGACUGCAUGAGUCCCUUCCUGGAGGAGGAGGAAGAGGAGGAGGAGGAGGAGGAGGAGGAGGAGGAAGAGGAGGAGAGGCUAGAUGGCCAGGAGCAGCAGCCAGCUCUUUUGCAGGAGCAGAGCAGUGAGGUCUGCAUCCACCACAAGCCUGAGUGGAGGCCUCGGGCCAGGAGCAGCAGGUUCGACUCCUGCUACUCCACCUCUCACUCUGAGUCCCCUGGAGAGGAGGACGAGGAGGACGAGGAGGAGGAAGGCAGCGUGUUUCAUGAGUUUCGAAUGUGGCAUUCCAGCCGGAGGAGCUUCUUCUCAGACCGGGCCUCCUCUGGAGUGGCGUCCUUCGAUGAAGAGGAGGAGAGGGAUGAGGUAGAGGAGAAGAAAGAGUAUUUGAUGUGAUGUGUUGUCCAUCUUUAUGUCUCUUUGAGUCCGUGUUGAUUCUGGAUAUGACAUAAUCUAUUCUGCUUUCACCGUUAAAGGGACAGUUCACCCCAAGAUCAAAAAUACAUGUUGUUCCUCUCGCCUGUGGAGCUGUUUAUCAAAUCAGAUUGUUGACUUUCUAGACUGAUUAACAGCACUACAGGUUAGAGGGGAAAAAUAUGUUUCUGAUUUAAGGGUGAACUGUCCCUUUAAGUUCUCUCCACCUCCUCCUCUUCCUCGGAUCAUGUCUCCUCCACUCGCUGCCUUCUGUCUGUCAUCCUCCAGGCCUUCCAUGUACUGAUCUCGCUCCGUUUAUCGCUGCUGUAAACAGUAUAUAUAUAUAUAUUGAUUGGAGAGUUCAACCAGAAUGUAAAGCUGUUGUUCAAACUGAGUUUUGUACAUUUUUGUGAAGAGUCAUGUGUUGCAUUGGUUUUCUAUGGAUAUUUUGUAGUGUCGUUUCCUCUGGGUCAUGCAGUGUCAUGUGGGUCGGGCUAUGUUUGAUACUGAAUGUCUGAAUGUCCUGCAUAUAUAUAAAUGACUUUUUUUG